This is a messenger RNA of Hevea brasiliensis (rubber tree), 825 nucleotides long. RefSeq names its product outer envelope pore protein 21, chloroplastic. The transcript is spliced from 6 exons. NCBI's taxonomy places the organism in Eukaryota, Viridiplantae, Streptophyta, Magnoliopsida, Malpighiales, Euphorbiaceae. Gene Ontology annotation, biological process: regulation of monoatomic anion transport. The record is from RefSeq and is a predicted model, not a curated record. Gene Ontology annotation, molecular function: voltage-gated monoatomic anion channel activity. Bases 50 to 553 code for a protein of 167 amino acids.
GGUCUGCGCUGUAGACAGGCAAGUCAGCUUUAGACUUUGUACCAAACAUAUGGAGACAUCUCUGCGAUAUGGAGGAGACUCCAAAGCUCUAAGAAUCCAUGCCAAGGAGAAAUUCCCUCUCGAUUCUAAAACCCUCUUGCAGGUUCAUGGAGCCCUAGAUACAAGAAUUGGGGCGCCAAACUAUUUUAGUGCAAUGAUAAGACGCUUCUACCCAGAUUUGUCAGUCAGCCUUGGUGUGGGAUUGCAGUAUGAUAAACACGAGGAGCUCACGUACAGAAUGCGUGCAAAAAAAUCAUUUCCUGUUACCGAUGAUGGUUUUUUAAGCUUCAAUAUUAAGGGAUGGUGCAAGAUUGAUAAAGAAUUUAAAGAGAGGAAGUCAAAUGGAGCUGCAGAAUUUGCUUGGAGCAUACCUAAUUUUCAAAAAGACCAAGAUGUUAGGUUCAAAGUUGGAUAUGAACUGGUUGAUAAGAUGCCUUACCUGCAGAUUAGGGAAAAUAAUUGGACCCUCAGUGCUGACAUUUAUGGUAGAUGGAACGUAAGAUUUGAUUUGUGAGUAUGAGUUGGCAUAUCUUUGGAGGCAUGAUAUUUGAGGUAACAAUGAGUUAGUUUAUGCGAGUCUUCCAAAGAGUUCUGAGGAAAAUGUUGUUACCGUCUCUCUUGGGUGAUUUUGAAGGACAAACACCUAAAUUUGUAUUACCUAGGAACAACGAUUUGUCCCUCUUUUUAAUGUUAAGCCACAUUUUCUUGUUUCAAAUAUUGAUCAUUGUAUUUACUUGUUAUUUGAACGUUUUUAUUUGCCAUGCCAUCCUAUGAAUUAUUGUCUAA